Molecule: messenger RNA, 867 nt
Organism: Uranotaenia lowii
Lineage: Eukaryota; Metazoa; Arthropoda; Insecta; Diptera; Culicidae
Product: histidine-rich glycoprotein-like
Exons: 2
Coding region: 139-666 (175 amino acids)
Cellular component (GO): extracellular matrix
Source: RefSeq, a predicted model, not a curated record
GACAUGUUUUUGGCGAUCAGUAAGGAUCAAGCUCAAUUGGUUCAGGUAUAUAUAGUUUGCAUCGGGAGGAUAACGGUAUCAUUCGAGUUCCAUUGUUUCAGCUUUAAUCAGUUUUAGCCCCCUGUUAAGCAAGCCAAAAUGACUAUCAAGAUUGUAGGACUGCUGGCCUUUGUUGCCGCUGUGAGCGCUCAAAGCGGCCUGGGAUACUAUGGCCAUCACCAUCAGAGCCAGCAUCAUCAUCAGCAAGAGGAAGUUCACCCGAUCAUUGCACAGCACUACGAGCAACCUCAGGUCCAUCAUCAUCAGCCAGAAGUGCACCACUAUCAGGCUCCUCAGGUCCACCACCACCAGCACGAGAGCCAUCACCAUGAGGAAGAGCACCACCACGAGCCAGCUCACUACGAAUACCACUACAGCGUCCAUGAUGAUCACACCGGAGAUGUCCAUGGACAGCAGGAGUCCCGCCAGGGCGAUAAGACUGAGGGCGAGUACUACCUGAUCGAUGCUGAUGGUCACAAGCGCACUGUGACAUAUCAUGUGCACGGCAAGAGCGGAUUCAUCGCUCAGGUCCACCGGGAACCAGUCAAGGGACACCAUGUUCCCCAGCAGCAGCAUCAUCAGCAGCAGCAUCACCACCAGCAGUCCCAUCAUGAUUACCACUAUUAAGUCAUUUUAGGCAAAUUAAGUAGAUAGAAACAUCUAGAAAUAAGUUCUCGAAUUUUCAUCCGAUCUCUUUGUAUAUCAUCACUUCCUUAGAUCUCUCAUCCCUCUCUUUCCAUCUACAAUCUUCCUCUAUUUUCAUCUAUUCAUUGUUGUACAACAAAAAAGCAACUAGCCAAUUGGAAAUAUAACCACUUAUAAAAUGCA